Molecule: messenger RNA, 1294 nt
Organism: Ipomoea nil (Japanese morning glory)
Lineage: Eukaryota; Viridiplantae; Streptophyta; Magnoliopsida; Solanales; Convolvulaceae
Product: heat shock factor protein HSF24-like
Exons: 2
Coding region: 344-1168 (274 amino acids)
Biological process (GO): regulation of transcription by RNA polymerase II
Cellular component (GO): nucleus
Molecular function (GO): RNA polymerase II cis-regulatory region sequence-specific DNA binding; DNA-binding transcription factor activity
Source: RefSeq, a predicted model, not a curated record
CUAGAACAAUACUUUGUCUACUUUCAGAGUUGCAGACAUUUCGGAGGAGGAGUUAUGAUCGUGUUGUUGCGGGGAAAUAGCGGCGGCGAGGAACAAGAGGCGGCGGCGAAUUAAUUAAUGGAAGAAGCUACGAUCACCGUCGUCCGUUCUUGCGUUUUCAUCUUCGGAUUUUACUGCUGGGGCUGGGAAUUCCUCACCGCUCUCCUUCUCUUCCGCAGCUCUUUCUAAAUCCUUAAUUCUCCUAUAAAUUUUCUGGGUAGCGCUAGAGUGUUUUUUUUUUUUUUUUUUUUUUUUGGGUUCCACUUCAGAUUCCGCCUUGCGGUUUAAGUCGCCGGAGAAUAGAAUGUCGCAGAGGACUGUUCCGGCGCCGUUUCUGACGAAGACUUUCCAACUGGUAGACGACCCGACCACCGACGACGUGGUGUCGUGGAACGACGGCGGCGACACCUUUGUGGUCUGGAAAACGGCGGAAUUCGCCAAGGAUUUGCUGCCGAAUUACUUCAAGCACAACAACUUUUCCAGCUUUGUCCGGCAGCUCAACACCUAUGGCUUCCGAAAGAUUGUGCCAGACAAAUGGGAGUUCGCGAAUGAGAAUUUCAAGAGAGGUCAGAAAGAGCUUCUCACAGAAAUCCGACGGAGGAAAACUGUGGCGUCUGCACCCGUCACUGGAAAAUGCAACUCCUCGUCACCCGAGAACUCUAGCGACGAACCUAGCUCGAGUUCCACCUCGUCAUCGAACACGAAGAACCCCAGAUCAGGGAAGCCACAGUUGGAGGAUUUGACAGAUGAGAAUGAGAAGUUGAAGAGAGACAACGAGGUGCUGAGCUCCGAGCUCGCGCAGACCAAGAAGCAAUGCGACGAGCUCGUGGCUUUCCUGACUCAGUACGUUAAGGUCGCCCCCGAUGAGAUCAACCGCAUCAUGACCCAAGGAACUCGGUCCAGCCACAGCGGUUUUGAUGGUUCAUCAGCUGAUUUAAACUCAAAUGACAGCCAGGACAGCGACAACGAACAUGGCGAGAGUUUGAAGUUAUUCGGGGUGCUGCUGAAAGAGAAGAAGAGAAAGCGGAGCUUCAGUGGAAACAUCGAAUUUCCCAGUGCUCAUAGGAAAAACGCACCAUGGAUGAAAAUCUCUUCAGCACCUGGAGACACCAGCAAGGUCUGUAACUGAUAGAAUAAAAUAAAGCUGUUUUGCAACAAGUUUGUAGUUCGAAACAUGAAUCUUUUCGCAAUGUUGUUUAAUGCUAUACUAUUCGAGGAUGUGCAUUAGAUAAAUAUUGCAUUGUCAUUUUAGCUA